This is a messenger RNA of Kwoniella mangroviensis CBS 8507, 315 nucleotides long. RefSeq lists its product as uncharacterized. The coding region runs from base 1 to 315 and encodes 104 amino acids. The record is from RefSeq and is a predicted model, not a curated record. NCBI's taxonomy places the organism in Eukaryota, Fungi, Basidiomycota, Tremellomycetes, Tremellales, Cryptococcaceae. The transcript is spliced from 2 exons.
AUGUCUACCACAGCCUCUAAAGAUAAUACCGACAGCAACACCCAAAGCACCACCGACGGUGCCUCACAAGGUGCUGUCCCAGAGAGGCAAGAUACCGGAGCUUCUACAGGAAAUCUCACUUUCGAACCUGGUAAUAUCAGUCAUGCUCCGACUUGGGGUACUAAAUAUAGUGAGGUGAGAGAUGAUCCUGGGCCUGAUAAUUGGGCAGCACAACAUCAAGUACAACAGCAACAGCAACAGCAAGAUCCACCACCACAACCACAACAACAACAACAACAAGGUGAAGAGAACAACGUCCAAGGAGGGAAUAAUUAG